AGUGAAUCGAAAUUUAGUUACCUGAUUAGUUUGAAACCGGCCUUACUCUCGAAUCUCAACAUGUCCCCGUCUGUAUUUGAAGUCACCAAAUUGACACCUCAUUAUUGGCGCGCAACAAUUAACCAGCCGCCUUUCAAUCUGGCGGGGUCCAACUUCUUUGUGGGCCUCUGGAAUCCCCUACAGGAGGCUGAAGCUGAAUCCGAUCUUAAGAUCCUGGUUUUCGAUAGCGCAAUACCAGACUUCUUUAUCUCUCACUAUAAUCUUCAGCAGGCUUCAUCAAUUUCGCCUGAGCUGUUAGCGAAAUGGCCAUUGAUAAUGCUAAAGCUUGCUACUAUCUCGGUGAUAACCGUUGCCGCGAUCCGUGGUAGAGCGAGAGGUAUUGGUUCAGAAUUUGUAUUGGCCUGUGAUAUUCGGUUUGGCCGCAAUGAGAAGGCCAUAUUGUCCCGGGCCGAGGUUAAUUUUGGGCUCAUUCCCGGAGGUGAUGGUAUUGAAUUGCUCCCAAAGCACCUGUCGCGCAGUCGGAUGCUUGGGAUUAUUUCUGUGCCAGAUGCUGAUUUGGAUGGUUUCGUCAGCCAAUUUGUGCACCGCGUAGCUGGGUUGCACAAGCCAGCGCUGGCAUCAGCGAAGGAGCUCACCAACCAACGCUUUGGCCUUCCCAAAAAGAGGAUUUUAAUGCAUUCUACAAUACUAUGGCGCGGCUUUUAUCUAAUUCUGAAGUGCUAA
Messenger RNA from Trichoderma asperellum CBS 433.97, 723 nucleotides. The record is from RefSeq and is a predicted model, not a curated record. NCBI's taxonomy places the organism in Eukaryota, Fungi, Ascomycota, Sordariomycetes, Hypocreales, Hypocreaceae.